Chrysemys picta bellii (western painted turtle) is the source of this 6459-nucleotide messenger RNA. NCBI's taxonomy places the organism in Eukaryota, Metazoa, Chordata, Testudines, Emydidae. The record is from RefSeq and is a predicted model, not a curated record.
CUUAACUGCGCCUGACCUUGCCCCCUCGCUCCCCAGGGGCCGCUGCUUCCCACGUGCCGGAAGCUGCGCAGUCGCACAGGCCGGCCUAGGCCGGGGACGCGACUGGACGUUGCAGGGGGCGGGGCUACCGGGGCCUCGCUCUGUAGCGGCCGACCCAAUGGGCGCCUACGGCCACGCGGAGUGCGGGGCGGGCCGCGCCCGCUGAAGGGGAAAAGCCGAGACCCGCUGUGCUGGCGUGAGCAGGGUCUGCUUAUAUCAGUGUAGGAAGAGCUAGGUAUAGCUCUAGUAUCAUGUUUGGCAAGUGGUGUGUGCCGGUGCUGAGCAGGAAAGAAAAGAGAACCAGGGAUUAAAAAUGAGGCCUCAUGAGUCUGAAAAUACAUCAUGUAGGUGCCCUCUAGUUAUGUCUUUGCGAUAUUGAGGUGAUGGUGAGACUAGGACAACAUUAAGUGUAACUAUUUCCAAGUAUUCUUUUCCACUGUGCAUCAUGUCAGCCGCAGUCAAUCUUUAUCCAGUACACCAACCUAUCACAUGGAAUUGCCAAUAUCUUAUGAGGAGGCCACUCCAAUAUCAUUGCUGAUGUUACACUGUUUUGUUUUGUUUUGCACACUUUGAAGAAAAAAAAAAUUGCAGAGCCCACUCUGUUUGCUCUACCUGCCCCAUCGUAAAAGGAUAUUUGUAGUUAAAAUAUAUUGUACCCACUCUUAAGUGUGUGUGCCCAUGUUGUUUGUUGCACAUUUUAGUGUAUCAUUGCUGGAGAUGGGUUGUUGUGAUUUGCUUGAGUGAUGUACAUUACAAAACAGCAUUUCAGUGCUUUUUUUUUUAAAGGGGUGAUGGUACUGGAUGAGGAGGUACACAGGAAGCUUUUGAACCUGAAGUUGCUUUUUCAGGAAAGUGGAACACUGAUUAGAAUAGGACUUCCACUGAGGUAGACUUCAACAUUUAUUAAGCUAAGGGUAAAUAUUGAUGAAAACCAAACCAAAAUAGGUGGUAAUAUAUAUUUUUGAACUUUAAUCAGAAAUAUCUAGAUGUCUGUCAGUCUGGUCAAGAAUUUCAUAAGAAUUACAAGGUUUGGAGGGUUUUUUUAAGAUGACGUUCUAGAAAGAUGAUAAUGCUAUCAUUCGGGAGUGUGACUAAAUAAUUAUAGAUCUCUGAGCCAGUCAGGAAGCUUUUCUUGGUGUACAUGCUCUGCUUAACAUUUUUCCAGGCUUUGAUAUUGAUCUUGGGAGGUAAACAGUUGAAAAUUACUGACAUGACUUUUUUCCCCCCCUGUAUGUAGCAAUGAUAAAUCCGUGAAAGCAUGUACUUUGGUAAUAUUAUGACAUUGGAUGGAGAGUUUGAGAGCUUGGCUUGCUUGAUAGUCCAGCAGAGCUGCUCUAUUGUUGAUUCAUUAAGAUAUUACCUUGAGUGAGUCCAGCAAUGUGUUAUUUCUUAAACUUUUCUGAUCAUUGUUUAUUUUUAAUCCCAACGUUCUUCACAACAUGCAUAUGCUUUAAUUUCAUAUAACUGAUGGUGGUGGUGUUCAGAACUGCUAUUGUGGAGUUGAAAUAGAGAAUAAAUGCUUUUAUGGUCUGUAGUUGUACUUUUUUUAAGUAGUGGUCCUGACAGCUUUUGCCUCACAAGCUAAAUGAUUUGGGGCUGGAUUGGUAUUUGGGUGAAACUCCAAAGAACCCUUAGGUGCUGCAGGAAGUGGAGUUGGUGAUUUAGUAGGUAGCACCUUUUUCCUCUGAGUCAGAAAUAAAUGAGUGCCCCAGCAUGGUAGCUGUGGGGGGCACUGUGCUGCUGGAAUGUCAUGUUUCAGAUGUGACAUUAAAAAAGAAAAAUAGCCCUGGAAUAUGAGGGUGUUAACCUCAUUGACCUGGACAAAAUCCAGUUGUAUUUCACCUACCUGAAGUUUUAAGGAAAGUUUAAAGGGAUAUGAUAUUUUGUAUACAUUUGGUCUAAUCCUGCACCUACUGAAUGCAGGGAAUUUUAGUUAACUUUUAUAGGUGCAGUACUGGGACCUUGUCUAAAUUGCUGUGUUCUGCUACCUUUCAUCAUAGAUACGGAUGAAUUUCACUGCUGGAUGAAGUGAUUUUUUGCAUAAAUGUGUCAGCGUAAGGGCUAGAUCAGGGGUUGGCAACCUAUGGCACGCGUGCCAAACACGGCACACAAGCAGAUUUUGAGUGGCAUGCUGCUGCCUGCCGCGGUCCUGGCCCCCAGUCCCACUCAGCCCGCCCACCGCUUCUCCCCUGCGGGGGCAGGAGGCAGAAGCUUGGUCCUGUGGCAGCCAAGCUUCCCCCCUCCCUCGCUUCUUCCCCCAGUGUGGUGCUUUCCUGCCCCUCCUUCUAUCGUUAUUAACGUAGCUGAAUUUGCGUACCUUAGUCCGAAGUGGGGGGUUAGUGUGGACCAGGCCUCAGAGUUGCUUUCUGCAGUUAGGAGGCAAACAGUCACAUUUGGAGGAGCAACUUCUUAGUUUAUUAUGGACCCAAAUUAAAUUUAGCAUUUGGAAAACCCGUAGCAGAUCUUUAAUGCUCCUCGCUUGAUGAGCGACAGCAAUGUGAAUUCUUUACAUCUGCUAAUUCUGAUGUCAGUCUGCACCUUUAGAAAAUAGUCCUUCUUUCCCACUUAGGACCUGAUCCUGCAAAUUGCUCUCUGCAGGCAGACCCUUAUAUUUGGGCAGAGCACUGCACUUCUGAAAUAAGUAGGGCACUGCAUGGGUCUCAGGGUUAGCCACAUGGAGAAGCUUGCAGGAACAUGGCCUAAAAUUAUUCAUCUAUUUUGCAAUGAAUGUGAACAUCACAAUUAGGUGCUAUUUUAUUUUCCAGUUUCAGUUAUAAACCCACAACAGUUAAUCUUAAUCAGGAAAAGCACCAUGAUUCUCAAAGAAAAUAUAAAAUAUGCUUUAAUCUUAAUUCAGAUUUUAAAUUUAAAUUAAUACAAUUUUCAUUUAACUGUUUGUAUUCGCUUCUUAUUUUUCAGAGUUCUUUGAAAAAUCCUUAGUGGUCUUGACAAUGUUACAAGUGACAUAAAUUAGCCAAUGGCACAGCAUGAUGGAUUCCCAGAAGACUGGAAAUGGUUUGCAAGUGAUUGGACAAGGGACUGGUAUAGGGAUAUCUGCACUCCACAUGGUGGGGUAUUCGGGAAAAAACUGUAAUUCUGCUGAAGUAACGUCAGAUGAGUGCUGCCCAGCCUGUAAAGAGAAGGGCCAGAUACAAGCUUUACGAACUUACCGCAUUAGUUUUCAAGAGUCUAUUUUCCUUUGUGAAAAUCCACAGUGCAUCUACCCUCUGGGCUAUAAACCAUUAAACAGCAUAAUAAUUCCUGCUGAAUCAGAAAAUCAUCAAACUCGGUGUACUCAGAGAAAAAGGAAGAUUUUUGAAAUCAGUCCUUCAGCUUCCCCCAUUGAAUCAUGUUCAAAACAAGCUAGGACUAACAACAAUUUGAUAGAUGCUGAGCACACUUUAAAUACUGAUCUUGUUCUCAAGUGUAAUGGAUAUAAUUUAUGUGUGGCCCAGCCAUGCCUACCUGAUUUAUCACAGGAUGAUCAGCAGAAACAUAAUAGGGCGACUGAGUCUCUGGAGCAUAAUGUGGAUUUGGCAACUGCUAUUACUGUUGGUGGUGCACAAGAAAGUCCUGACUCUAAUUCCAAAACAGAACUUUUGCCAAAUUCUGAACUUUGUUCAAUAAAAUCUGAAAUCUUGCAUGCAGAAAAUAAACCUUCAUUGCUCAUGGGGCAUUUGUGUCUUCAGUGGAGGAACAUAUAUGCUCUAUGUUGGUUAGACUGUAUUCUGUCAGCACUGGUACACUUAAAAACUUUAAGGAUUGCUGUGACUGAAGCUUGCACUGAAGAAUCUGUAAUCCAGAGGCUGUUUACAAAAUAUAACCAAGCGACUGCACUCUUGAAUGCCUGCCAAACAAAUAAGCUAAAAGAUGUUCUUCCAAAAGCUGAGUCGCAUCUGAAUGAAAUCAGAAAUACGAUAUUUGCUCAACUUCAACCCCUGCUUAAGUGUGAAUUGGGUAAGAAGGAAAGUCCAGUAUUUGCGUUCCCUCUGCUUUUACGAAAGGAUCCCCAAGUCGAGACACUUUUCCUGCAUUCUUUUUCAUGGAUGUUUGAAUGUUUACAUUGUGGCUACAGCCACCAAGACAGGUGUAGAAAGACACUAACAACAUUUACAAAUAUAAUCCCUGACUGGCACCCGCUUAAUGCUAUUCAUAUUGCUCCAUGUAAUAAUUGUAAUGAUAAAUCUCAAAGAAGAAAAAUGAUUUUGGAAAAAGUACCCUCAAUAUUGAUGAUACAUUUCGUAGAAGGUUUACCACAUAACAAGCUGAAGAACUAUUCGUUUCAAUUUGAAGGAGAUUUCUACCAAAUAACAGCUGUUAUUCAGUAUCAACAAGAUCCAAAACACUUCAAAACCUGGGUUUUGAAUCCUGAUGAAACUUGGCUUGAAUGCGAUGACAUCAAAGGUCCAUAUUGUGAAAGACGUGAGAGAUUUGAAGUUCCUGUUUCAGAGAUUCACAUUGUCAUCUGGGAAAGGAAAGCAUCCCAAGUGCCAAAUAAAAUUUGCUCAAAGGUCCAAAGUGUAAAAUCUGAAAAUCUUCCUCUUAAUGAUGUACAGUCAAGUUCUUCUCUAGUGUUACAUUGUGAUAGUGAUAAUGCCGUAGACAAAAUAACUACAGUAUGUUAUGAAAAGGAGAUUGUGGGCAUUCCUGCUAAUGAACAACAAAAAGUGGCCAGAGAGAAUGAAAAUAGCUUGCUUUCUGGCUUAGAAAAUUUGGCAGAUGAUGAUAUUAUAACUCUGACACUUGUAGAAAUUCAAGUUGAUUCUGAAGGUAAACCACUGGACAACGGACAGAUAGUGGGAAAUAACUUAAUUGCUGAAACAGGCUUGCUGAAAGAGCAGGGGUCAGCUUGUUCAGAUCAAACUCCAUGUACAGAAGAUGUUUGCAGUCCGACUACCUCCAGCAACAUGUGCACACCAUCUGAAAAUGCCUGUACUUCCUUACAUCUAGGACCGUUGAACCUAGCGCAUACUACAUCUGCCGUUCCCACAAACCAUUGUAAUGACUCGUCCACGCCAUCACACGCUCAAGAGGCAGAGGCCAAAGCUAGCCCAGUCAACACUGAGAAUAUCCUGUUAAAUCCAGAACGCUUGCAGAAUAAGAAAUUACCAUUAAUGGAGAAUGUUAUGCAGAAAUCCUCGAACACCAGAAACACAAGCAAAACUAGAGCAGACUCUCAAGCUGCAACUUUGUCUGCUACAAAUAAUUCCUCCCAGUCUUUGCAUAAAGAUCAAAGGAGAGGAUUUAUAGGAAGUUGGGUAAAGGGGUUAUUAAGCAAGCAUAAUACCUUCAUGCCUUCAAGUGCCUCAACCCAUCAUAAGAAAAGUUACAAAAAUCCUUUACUAAGAGCUACUGACUUGCAUCUCCCUACUAAGGGGGCAGCGAAUUUUGGUGGCUUUCAAGCCAAAGGUACAAGCAAAACUACAACUACUGAGGGGGCGCCUAAAUCAGCUGUUUGUGAAGGUGGAAAUCUUCCUCCUUUGUUAACAAACAUCACUGGUCCUUCUGUACAUGCUAGUCUACCUGCAGUAAACCCUGUAGUUGAUGGUCCAACUUUGAAUAAGUCUGGAAGCUCAUUGGGCACCUGGAGUACAGUAAUUCAGCCCAACACCCCCAUCUUUAAUUCCAAACCUAGCCAUGGGGAAAAUGGAAAUCACAAAUCUGAUGUGAAAGAUAAAGAAUCAAAUCCCCAAACUCACAAACUUCGUUUAAAACUGCUUAAAAAACUGAAGGCUAAAAAGAACAAGUUGGCUUCACUUGAUAGGCUGGCAAAAACUCAGAUGUGUAAUGGAAGCUCUCCAAAUAGAGAUGUAGAAGAUAUCUUACAAUUUGGAUCUCAUGAUGAAAGUGAAUCAGUACAGAACUUAUUGAAGGAACUGCAGUAUCAGAUUGAUGUUGCAGAUAGUGAAUCUGUGUAUAGUACAAACUCCAAUAUGUCACUAUGCAGUAGCCAGAGUAAUGCAGAGUUUUUAGCAGACUUAUUGUCUCCUACUUCGAUUGUUGCUUCUUUGGAGCUUCCAAAAGAUGAAGAUGAGUGUAGAUAUUUGGAAAUGGUGGAUAGCAAUGCUGCAGCACCAGUGCAUAGUGAGAGAACCAACCUCACAUGCGUCACUGUGGCAAGCGAAGACCAUAAUUAUUACAGUCCUGUAAAAGAAAGCAAGUAUGAAGGUCAUACAGACUCACUAAUGAACAAAUCCUGCUUGAAAAGACUUUCCUUUGAAAGUCCCACAAAGGAAGAUAUUCUUGAAGACCUGUUCUCCUCUGCAGUGUUGAACUCAAUAGCAGGUGACAUAGAUUUACCUCAUUUUGAUGAAACUCUCUUUGAAACUUGUUGAAUUGUUGUAAUAUUUGUUUUUAACAUUUGAGAAUUUUGUAUAUCAGCUUUCAUACAAAGUACUAUUAAAUUAUAUUUUCAAACUA